AUGAAAGUUCUGUGUGUUGCUGAGAAACCGGCCAUUGCGAAAGCGGUUGCGUUUAUUCUCGGUGGGGGUCGCGUGUCCACACGCGAGACGAAAGUGGGGUGGAUCAAGAACUACGACUUCGACUUCGACUUCCCCCAGUUUGGCAGUUGUCAGGUCACCAUGACCGCCGUCACAGGCCACAUCACCACGAUCGACUUCCCCGAAAACUACGGGUGGGGAAAGUGCGACAACGCAAGCCUGUUCACGGCCCCGCUGCUCACCAAGUACAACGGCAAGAACUCUACAAACAUCGCCAAGAACAUCACCGACGAAGCGGCCCGCAGCAACGUGCUCAUGAUCUGGACCGACUGCGAUCGCGAGGGAGAGUUUAUUGGAUACGAGAUUAUGGAGCAGGCGCGCAAAAGAAACCCAAACAUCGGCCUCGACACCACCCACCGAGCGCACUUUUCGCACCUCGAGCGGUCGCACGUGAUCCACGCCGCGUGCAACACCACGCGGCUCGACUCCAAGGCCAUCGACGCGGUGAUGACCCGCAUGGAGCUGGACCUGCGCACAGGCUCGAGCUUCACCCGGUUUCUGACCGACCUGUUCCGCAAAUCGCUCAAGCUCGACGGCGUGGUGUCCUAUGGUGGCUGCCAGUUCCCAACGCUGGGGUUUGUGGUGGACCGCUACAAGCGCAUCAAAAGCUUCAAGCCCGAGGAAUUCUGGUACCUCAACCUUAGCAUCAAAAAGAAGUCCGAUCGCUCAAAGACAGGAACCUCUGUCACCUGGUCCAGAGGCCAUUUGUUCGAUAGACUCGCCGGACUCUCAAUCUACCAGCGUUGUCUCGAAAUGGACGCAGAGGAAGCAACAGUGGUAUCUGUGGAAACCAAGCCAACGUCCAAUUGGGCUCCGUUGCCGCUCACCACUGUCGAGAUGCAAAAAGAUUGUGCCCGGAUCUUCAAGUUCAGUGCCAAACAGACACUCGCAAUUGCUGAGAAGCUGUACAACUCGGGAUUUAUAUCCUAUCCGAGAACCGAAACAGACAGGUUCCCGCGCAAAAUGGAGCUCAAGAAGCUGAUCGAGAAACAGCAGCAGUCGUCAAGUUGGGGCCAAUACGCCUCAUCUUUGCUGAACGAUCCAACAAAGUACAGACAGCCCCGUGAAGGUUCCCACGACGACAAGGCGCAUCCUCCUAUCCACCCUGUCAUCUUCACAAGUGGCGACUCGCUCAACAUGAACGAGCGCAAAGUGUACGAGUACAUUGUGCGGCGGUUUCUGGCGUGCUGCUCCAAAGACGCUACCGGUCUCAGAACUAGCAUCAAACUCAAAUGGGGCACAGAAUCGUUCUCAACUUCUGGACUGGUAGUCAAAGAACUCAACUACCUGGAGGUGUAUAUCUACAACUCGUGGGAGUCGUCCAAAACCAAAAUUCCAGAGGUAAAUCCUGGAGAAAAAGUCACCUUGACUUCGGCACAGCUCUCGAGCGGGAAAACGUCCGCACCAAGUCCUCUUACGGAGCCAGAGCUGAUUGCAUUGAUGGACGUCAACGGGAUCGGCACAGAUGCCACUAUUGCAGAACAUAUUGAGAAAAUCAUUGAGCGUUCAUAUGUGACCAAAGAAGACCAAGGUCGCGGGAAAAGCAAGACAAAAGUUCUGAUUCCAACAGAGUUGGGAUAUGCACUGGCGGAAGGCUUUGGCCAGAUCGGAUUCGACAGUAUGUCGCUGACCAAACCGUUUUUGCGCAAAAACCUCGAAGUCAAACUGAAAGCCAUCUGCGACGGAGAGUCCAGCAAAGAACAAGUGUUGCACGAGAUUGGGUCCAUGUACCGCGAAGCAUAUGCUCUCACCAGUCGCAGCCCGCGAAUCCUGACCGAAAGCUAUCAGAAAGUGUUGGCGAGUAAUGCCUAG
Molecule: messenger RNA, 1890 nt
Organism: Ogataea philodendri
Lineage: Eukaryota; Fungi; Ascomycota; Pichiomycetes; Pichiales; Pichiaceae
Exons: 1
Coding region: 1-1890 (629 amino acids)
Biological process (GO): DNA topological change
Cellular component (GO): nucleus
Molecular function (GO): DNA binding; DNA topoisomerase type I (single strand cut, ATP-independent) activity
Source: RefSeq, a predicted model, not a curated record